AUGAUUGUAUCUCAUGUAAAUGGAAAGUUCAAAAUUACCAAGUUUGAUGAAGAACAUAAUCACCCUCUUCAUACACAAGAAACAAUGCAUUUGCUACCAUCACAGAGAAAUUUAUCAGAAGCUCAGGCUCAUGAAAUAGAUCUUGCAGAACAAUCUGGGCUUGAGUGUCAAGAAGCAUUUGACUUAAUGAGUACAUAUGUUGGCGGUCAAGAAAAUCUUGGUUAUACCAUGACAGAUGCAAAGAACUAUUUGAUGAACAAAAGACGAAGACAUAUGAAGUUUGGAAAGGUGGGAUGUCUUCUUGAAUAUUUUCAAAAACAAAUUGGGGAAAAUCCUUCAUUUUACCACAAAUACCAGUUAGAUAUGGAACAACAAGUUACUAAUAUGUUCUGGGCAGAUGCUUGUAUGUUAAAAGACUAUGCACAUUUUGGUGAGGUCAUAUCCUUGGACACGACAUAUAGUACAAAUAGGGAUCAUCGACCCCUUGCACUCUUUUCUGGUUUUAACCAUCAUAGAAGCGUGGUGAUCUUUGGAGUAGCGCUAUUGUAUGAUAAGACCAUCGAAUCUUUUAAGUGGCUACUGGAGACUUUUUUGGAUGCUCACAUACAAAACAGGCCUCAAACUGUGUUUACUGACCAGGAUCAAGCAAUGGCUAGAGCAUUAAGUGAAGUACUUCCUAAUACAAGACAUUGUUUAUGCAGUUGGCAUUUGUUGCAAAAUGGUACUAAACACCUUGGGAACUUGAUGAAAGAUGGUUCACACUUUUUAACUGACUUCAAAAGAUGCAUGUUUGAUUAUGUGGAUGUGGAUAAGUUUGAAGAAGCAUGGAGUGAAUUAUUAUCUUCUUAUAACGUCCAUGAAAACAAAUGGUUGAACUCCACUUAUAACAUUAAGGAGAAAUGGGCUAAGUGUUAUAUGAAGGAUGCUUUCACACUAGGAAUGAGAAGCACACAAGUUAGUGAAAGUGUGAAUGCUGAUGUGAAGAGAUGUACAAAACUAAAAUUAGAUAUUAAUCAAUUCUUCACGAGGUUUGACAAAGUGAUAAAAAAGAAACGAUACAGAGAAUUGGAGCUUGAGUAUGAAUCUCGGCAAAAGAUACCAAGAAUGGUCAAUCAAAGUGCGCUUAUCUUGCGCCAACUGGUGAGAUCUUAUACCCCUGCUGCCUUUGAUAUGUUCCAAGAACAAUAG
Molecule: messenger RNA, 1188 nt
Organism: Neltuma alba
Lineage: Eukaryota; Viridiplantae; Streptophyta; Magnoliopsida; Fabales; Fabaceae
Product: protein FAR1-RELATED SEQUENCE 5-like
Exons: 1
Coding region: 1-1188 (395 amino acids)
Source: RefSeq, a predicted model, not a curated record